Molecule: messenger RNA, 330 nt
Organism: Helobdella robusta
Lineage: Eukaryota; Metazoa; Annelida; Clitellata; Rhynchobdellida; Glossiphoniidae
Exons: 3
Coding region: 1-330 (109 amino acids)
Source: RefSeq, a predicted model, not a curated record
AUGCCCCGAUUGUUACAAACACAACCGUUCACCUCAGCCAUUCCUCAUAUCAUGGUGCGCUCCUCAAUGAAUUUUGAAAACAGAUGGGUCUUGAGAUCCGCUCUGAACUUCGCAAGUGAUGGAGAAAUAGUUAGAGAAGUAGGUAGAGAGUUCCAGAGAAAAGGACCAGAAAAAGCAAAAGCAGAUUUGGCAAAAGAGUGUUUAACACGAGUUAAGAAAAAGCGAGAAAAAGAAGACGAUCGUAAACCGGGGCGUUUAGAAGGAUUAAGUUUAAGACACAUAGAAUCAGACCAAGCGAUAAUCGAAGAAAGACAUAGAGAUAAAUUAUGA